CCGAAGCACCCCGUCGUGUUCUGCCACGGCCUCCUCGGCUUCGACUCCGUCACCAUCGGCCCCGCCAUCGCCCCGCUCGAGGUCUCCCACUGGCGCGGCAUCAAGGAGGUCCUCGAGGCCAACGGCACAGAGGUCCUCAUCACCCGCGUCCCCGCCACCAGCAGCCCCGUCGACCGCGCAAAGGUCCUCGAGCGCACAAUCGAGGCCGCCUACCCCGGCAGAGCAGUCCACCUCAUCGGCCACAGCAUGGGCGGCCUCGACUGCCGCUACCUCACCACCCACCUCCGCACACACACCUUCACCGUGCUCUCCCUCACGACCCUCGCGACCCCGCACCGCGGCUCCGCCUUCGCCGACCACUUCCUCGCCACCGUCGGCCGCGCCCGCCUCCCCUCCGUCCUCGCCCUCCUCGACCUCCUCCCGAACGGCGGCGGCGACGGCGCGGCGUUCGAGUGCCUCACGCGCGAGAGCAUGCGCGCGUUCAACGACGCGACGCCCGAUGUGCUGGGCGUGCGGUAUUUUAGCUGGGGCGCGCAGUACGAGCCCGGGCUCAUUGAUACGUGGAAGUGGCCGCACUCCGUCAUCCUCGAACAAGAAGGCCCAAACGACGGCCUCGUCUCCGUCGAGUCCUCAAAAUGGGGCACCUACCUCGGCACCCUGCACGACGUGAACCACCUCGACCUCGUCGGCUGGAUCAACGCCGCGCGCUACAAGUGGGCCGCCCUCUGCGGGCGCGAGAUCCAGUUCAGGCCCGCGACGUUUUACCUCGGCGUCGCGGACCUGCUUGCGCGC
Messenger RNA from Heterobasidion irregulare TC 32-1, 792 nucleotides. RefSeq lists its product as uncharacterized. The annotation marks the transcript as partial. Gene Ontology annotation, molecular function: triacylglycerol lipase activity. NCBI's taxonomy places the organism in Eukaryota, Fungi, Basidiomycota, Agaricomycetes, Russulales, Bondarzewiaceae. The record is from RefSeq and is a predicted model, not a curated record. The transcript has 5 exons.